Toxotes jaculatrix (banded archerfish) is the source of this 2524-nucleotide messenger RNA. It is a transcript of the gene yipf6, whose product is annotated as Yip1 domain family, member 6. The record is from RefSeq and is a predicted model, not a curated record. The transcript has 2 exons. Lineage: Eukaryota; Metazoa; Chordata; Actinopteri; Toxotidae. The coding region runs from base 213 to 899 and encodes 228 amino acids. Gene Ontology annotation, cellular component: membrane; trans-Golgi network. Gene Ontology annotation, biological process: endoplasmic reticulum to Golgi vesicle-mediated transport.
GUGCCUACGUCGUGCGGAAGUAAACAAUCCGCAGCUGACGUGGAGCAGGAGACGAACUGGACCGACCGGAUCCGAAUCAACGGGUUUAGAGAAACGUUUGUCGUUCCAUUCUCAGUCCUGUCUUAUUAUAAGUUAAACUGGUUCUGUCGGUGUCGUCCAGACUAAACCAGAACAACUGACGGUCCGUGUUAGAAGCUUCUCUGAGCGAUAAGAUGGCGGCAGCGGAGGAGGCUAGCAGGCCGUUCGCCGGACUGUCCGACGUCUCUAUCUCGGAGGACAUCCCGGUGGAAGGGGACAUCUCCGUGCCCGUCGGCUCCUCCAGAAGAGACGACGAGUUCUCCACGCUGGACGAGCCGGUGAAGGAGACCAUCCUGCGGGACUUGCGGGCGGUGGGGAACAAGUUCAUCCACGUGCUGUACCCGAAGCGGAGCUCGGCUCUGCUGCGGGACUGGGACCUGUGGGGCCCGCUGCUGCUCUGUGUGACCCUGGCUCUGCUGCUGCAGGGCGGCGCGGCCGACAGCGACGACCAGGGCGGACCGCAGUUCGCUGAGGUCUUCGUCAUCGUCUGGUUCGGCUCCAUCAUCAUCACCCUGAACGCCAAGCUGCUGGGCGGCACCAUCUCCUUCUUCCAGAGCCUGUGUGUGUUGGGAUACUGCAUCAUGCCUCUGACAGUGGCCAUGGCCGUGUGUCGGAUCAUCUUGAUCGGUGGCUUAGGGACGGUCAGCUUCGCCGUGCGGGUGGUGGUGGUGACGGUGUCCUUUGGCUGGUCCACCUUCGCCUCCACGGCCUUCCUCGCCGACAGUCAGCCUCCCAACCGCAAGGCUCUGGUGGUGUACCCAGUGUUCCUCUUCUACUUCGUGAUCGGAUGGAUGAUCCUGACGUUCUCGCCCUCACAGUAGGGGAGAAACAAAAUGACUGGGUUUGAGUAGAACAGACAAAGAUAAGGGGGGUUUUUAUAGAGUGGAAAAAACUCAAACAAACACCAGAACCUGCCUUUGAAUGAAGAUGAAGAACGACUGAAGUGACUGUGAGUGUUUCUGAGCUUCUGAAACAGCUGAUAGACUCAUGGGACACCACAGUAACUCCUUUGGGAGCAGCAGUGGCUUGUUCUCAGAUUCAGAGACGUCGAGUUGGCACUGAGCUGCAGACGGGGCGUGAAAAAGCCAAUGAAUAUGUUUGUAUUUUCCCUGUUUGUCUCCCAGAGUAUGUUUAUGAGCUGUGUAAAAUAAAGUCCGUAGGCUUGGAUAUAGAAAUGCUCUAUGAAUGUUUGAACUACCAGGGCUAUGAUUAUUUUUCUUUUCCUCCUGGUCACUCUGGGUGUUUGAAAUCUCAUAUGGUCUUAAAGAUUGGUGCAAAAACAUACUGACAGCUUACAUUUACGCACUGCACUCUCAGUUUUUAGACAUUUAGCUGCUUGACCCGGGGGCCCAACUGUCGAGCUGCAUCUGAACAACUCUGACCAACUGUCGCCUGUAGUCCUUUUCCAACAUUUUUGUUUUAGUAUUUUAGGGGGCAUGUUUGAUUUCAUAGACAGAUGACAGGUAGCGUGAAGAGUGAGAGAGAGAUUGUCCUCAGCCGGACUCAGACCAGGGACGUAUCAGUUUGUGGUUGACUCCUUAAACCCACUGGCCAUCAGAGGGUCCCCGAUUCCGCAUGUCGAAUCUGUCCAGAGAGACAGAGAGAGCUCUGUGAUUGAGUGUCAGAUAGUUUGAUUUUCACUUUAACGUGAAAAGAUUCAUCAGUUGGCCAUUGUGUGUGCUUGUGCUUUGAGGUUUAACACUGUAAGAAAGAGAGAAGAAACUCUUCUCUGCAGAAACAGCACACAGCCCGUGGUAAAGAGGUCAGAGCCUCCUGUUAAAACUGUUCAUUAUAAAACACAGAGGUUAGACUGGUUCAUGCUGUGGAUAACAAAAGUUUGAGCCAUCGAAAACAGCAGCAGACAACAAGUUUUAAGGUCAGUCUGUCAGAAUCAAUCAAGCAAAGAGCUUCUUUACUGAGCAGUAAUUCUUCACCGCUGUUUAUCGGUUGUAUGAGGAGAAAUUAAUCUGAGAGGGGAGUAAGUAAAAGCCCAGAAUGCACUGCAGCAGUCAGAUUGUUUGGGUUUAGAGGGGUGUUUACUUUUUGUUUUUCUGAGUUAUCGUCAUGAUCUCCUGUCUUUACCUCCACAGGUGAAUGAUCACACUUUCAGACUGUGAAAGACUUCAGACUGUUAACAUGCUGACAUGGAAACAUGUAGACUAUAUGCUUGAUGCAGGGUUAAGAGGGCAUUCUGGGAAAUGUAGGAAAUCGCUAGCUGGGGUAGAAGUUGAUGCUGCAGGUUGAGGGAAAGUGGGUUCAUCAAAAAAAAAAAAAAAAAAAUUCACCUGGAGCAAUGUAUUGACUCUGAUCAGUCUACUAACCUCUUUUAACCUUUGACCCCCACUCUGUAGUUAGGUUACUCGGGCUGUCUUUGUUCAUUUCUUUUAAUUUAUAUGUAUUAAUUUACAUCAACGAAUGGAAAAGAUUAAAAUAUAUUUGAUCUGCA